Messenger RNA from Branchiostoma floridae (Florida lancelet), 6062 nucleotides. Its product is annotated as cytosolic carboxypeptidase-like protein 5. The transcript is spliced from 21 exons. Gene Ontology annotation, molecular function: zinc ion binding; metallocarboxypeptidase activity. NCBI's taxonomy places the organism in Eukaryota, Metazoa, Chordata, Leptocardii, Amphioxiformes, Branchiostomatidae. Bases 333 to 4097 code for a protein of 1254 amino acids. Gene Ontology annotation, biological process: proteolysis; protein deglutamylation. The record is from RefSeq and is a predicted model, not a curated record.
GUGAUCACGUGGUUGUAACCAUCGCCGCCAUCUUGGUUGUUGUGUUCGUCUCUGGGUCCAGAUGACUUUUCCAUUGGCAUUGUUUCAACGGCUGGUCGAUCGGUUUACAAGUCCCAACGGCUGCUUAAACAAAAGCAGCUGGCCAGGACAUAUCAAGGAAUAACCAAAUAUUAAAAAGCAUCACGCCGAAGGAACCUAAAGAUAUCUAAGGGUGGUGUCCAACAAAAUAAACAGCACAGCAUACGCCAACCAACAGGUUUGCAUUUGCACCAUGUAGGAUGGACACCUGUUAAGGACACCUGUUAGCACCUGUGGCAAGUGUAUCACCUGGGAUGGAGACCCGCUGUGGAGGUCUGCUCUUCACCUCCAAGUUUGACUCAGGAAACCUCGCCCGUGUGGAGCGAUGCUGUCGUGACGAAUCAGAUGAGGGCGCGGGCCCGGGGGGCAGCCCGCUCACGCCGGACUUUGAGUUCAACGUGUGGACUAAGCCUGAUGCUGCAGGAACUCCCCAUGAAAAUGGCAACAGGUCUUGGUUCCACUUUGGAGUCAAAGGUUACCCACCAGGAAAGUUGAUCAAAAUCAACAUCAUGAACAUGAACAAGCAGGGGAAGCUGUACAGCCAAGGGAUGACGCCCCUCUACAAGACCAUCCCGCAUCAACCCAAGUGGCAGAGGAUAAGGGACAAGCCCACGUAUGAGACGGAUAAUGGCAAUUUCAUCCUGUCGUUUACGCACCGGUUUGCUGAGACUCGAGGGGGAACCACAUACUUCACAUUCUGCUACCCCUGGUCAUACACCGAGUGCCAAGAGAGACUGUCUCAACUUGAUGAAAAGUUUUCAGCCUGCAAAGACCUGGAUCCCAAAAGUACCCCGGACUGUAUCUACUACAAACGUGAGCUGGUCACCCUCUCCAUAGACAAGAACCGGAUAGAUCUCAUCACCAUCACGUCCUGCCACGGCAUGCAGGAGGAACGAGAGCCACGGCUGGACAAACUCUUCCCGGAAAAGGAUGAACCCCGCCCACACAAGUUCAAGGGCAAGAGGGUGUUUUUCCUGAGUAGCCGGGUGCACCCAGGGGAAACUCCCUCCAGCUUUGUCUUUAAUGGUUUCCUGGACUUCAUCCUCCGUGAAGAAGACCCGAGAGCACGACAGCUGCGCAAGCAGUACGUCUUCAAACUUAUACCCCUGCUCAACCCAGAUGGGGUGGCUCGAGGACACUACAGGACUGACCAGCGAGGGGUGAAUCUGAACAGGAUGUACCUCACUCCCGACCCUGUGUUACACCCUUCUGUGUUUGCUGCUAAGUCCAUCCUCAUCUACCACCAUGUCCACAACCGUGUCAUCCAGCCCACCAACUCUCCCAGACACGAAAACUCAAGAACUCAACCAAGUCCUGCCCAAGCCAAAGAUAACAGUGCCAAUGACAGAAGGACUCAAAAUGGGACAAAUGAAACCAGCACAAGUGACAAAGAAAAUCUGGAUGAAAACAGACCAUCUGUAACAGAGACUGAAGAAGUCACUCCACAGACUUCUGGUGAAAAUCUGUGCGACCAAACUCGCAAGUUAAGUAUAGCUGACCAAGAGUCUCAAUGUAGUAGUCCUGAACACGACGUGAAAGAUGGGUCCAUACAGCAAAGUUCUUCUGACAGUAGCAUGUGGACCAGCGAUAGUUCGACCAGUAUUAGUGUUACAGAGAAGGACCUGGAGUUUUACCGCUCCAUACCGCACAACGAGAGUGGAAUCGCGUUCUAUGUGGACCUCCACGGUCACGCGUCAAAGCGAGGUUGCUUCAUUUACGGGAACCACUUUGACAACGACUUUGAGGCUGUGGAAUGUAUGCUGUUUCCCAAGUUGAUCUCGCUCAACAGCGCACAUUUUGACUUUCCAGGGUGCAAUUUCACAGAGAAGAACAUGUACACCAAAGACAAGAGAGAUGGCAUGUCAAAGGAGGGAAGUGGCAGAGUGGCCAUGUACAAAACAAUAGGCAUCAUACAUAGCUAUACACUCGAGUGUAACUAUAACAUGGGCCGAAUGACCAACUGUAUUGCUGCUGCAACCAUGGACAACGGCCGUGCCACACCUCCCCCCAUGGCUGGCUUCCCUCCUAAAUACACUCCUGAACACUUUGAAGAGGUGGGAAGAGCCAUGGCCAUAGCAGCCCUGGAUAUCACUGACACAAACCCAUGGUCUCGUAUCGCUCACUCUGAGCAUACCUGUGUGUACAACCUCCGCCAAUGGAUGCACCGCUACGUCCGCAGCCUGCGUGGUGCUCCCCCCAUGCCACGUAGGAUGGCCCGCGUCACCUCGAAGACAUCGAGCAUGAUUGCCUCAGCUACCGGACACCCCCCCUCCACCACGCUGACCCGUCAGCUGUCCAACAGCGACAGCAGUAGUGUUGGAGGCAGCCCCAUCCGCGUCCCUAACCAGACUACAGCACGGAACCAGGCUCCCAACACCAGCAGGAACCCUCCCCAACCCCCCGCCAGGCGGAACCCCCCAGGACUCAGCAAACCCCUCGCUCCUGUUAAAGUCCCUCCCCAUCAACCUGCUCAAUGCCUCCCCAUGAAGCCUGUUACCAUGUACCACCAGCCACCCGGCAUGUGUAUCAAUGUACUGACAGACCCACUCCCAGUGGUCAGGCUACGAUACACCAAGACGGAACGCCUCCGACGUCAGCGCACAAUGGCCAUAACAGGAAAUACCCAGAGCUCUACCUCCCCAACAGCGACAAGCAUUAGCCCAACCUCACGCUCACCCACCCACCCUGUCAGCCUGACCCUCACAACCUCACCCACUGUGCCAACAACAAACACACUCUCCACUCCUGCCACCUCCUCAACACAUCAUGUGCACAUAGGAAAGGCCUCCAAUGCUGUCACACAUUAUAUUCACAUCGGAAGCAGUAGUGCGGGUCAUAACACAAGUGCACCUCAGCAGACGACAGUUGCCCUCGACCCUUCUACGAUGUCGAACGUGUACAAAAUAUCAGCGGGCGGUUUCUCCCCAAGGGGGGCAACUCCGCAGUAUGUAACAACGAUGACGUCAUCAAUCCUGCCCAUCAGUGUUGUAAACCCCUCAGUAAUGUACGGACCCAUGCAGCUGACAAGUAUAUCAAAAGGUGCUAUGCAAGGUUCUGUUCGAAUACGGGAGAGCAGCAGUAGUGCGGAGAGAAGAAAGCUGGGACAGCUGAAGUACUCUCACUCGUUGGACAGCUCAUUGAUGGAUGAGCAGCUUCUCCAUCUCAGCCAGACUUCCCCCCAACUCACACAAACUAGUCCUACAUCCAUACUGGGGACCACGACAGCCAUGGUGGCACCCCCCCUCAUGUCAUCCAACCGUACCAUCAGCCGUGCGGACUCCAGAAUCACCCUCAACAUGCCCACUGCGACCCCUUCCUUCCAGCCUGUUGAGAACAGGUCACCAACAGAACCUGUCAACAAACCACCACUUCCCUCUCAACAGGACCAACAGGCACAGGGUAAUUCCCCAGUCAAGAGACAGGCUGUUCGGCCCGUCAGGAGCGGGAAGAACCGCAGCACUUCCCACAGUCCAUCUGGAAACAAGGGGCGCAGGAAUGCCAGCGGCUCCGACAGUGACAUGGAGAGGAAGAGACCAAAACGGAGGGGCAAACUCCUUCGAAGGAAAGCAAGAGGCAAGAAAAUGUCAGAUGUCCCAGUGCAGGCAGAUCAGGAGUCCAUACCAGUAGCGGGUACAGCCAUCCAGCUAGAUGGCAAUAAGGGGAAGGGCAUGUCUGAUGCACCAGUGCAGGUGGACCCAGCUUCCAUUCCAAUAGAGGGCGCUGCUGUACACCUGCUGCCACAACAGGAGAAGCUGUCACCACGAAUGUUGUAUCGUGCGAGGUCGUCGACCUUAACUCCAUCAAGGGCCCGUCCCGAGGGAAGAGCAAUGCCUACUGGAUCGACUUCUGAUGUCCCAUCAGUGGUGGAGACUCCCCUUCCUGUAGCACCAAUGGAUGAUGAUGAUAGUGCUUCAGGUUCACCAGUGUUUAGGAAGAGAUCUGCUCUCCAGAGGGAGGGUUUUAGCCAGAUGAAACAGCCUUCAACACAUCUUCCUGUUAGUUCUCAUGGAGAGGAAUGAUUUCACAUAUUACAGUUACUGUUAGUAUUGUUGGGAUGGUUUUACUUUGUGGUAGGAAGAAAAUGGAGGUUUUCAUGGUGCUUUAAAUUCGUAGUUAAAACAAUUUUCAAGUACAGUGAUGCAAGGGAGAUAUUAAGGUGUGCCGAUUUGAUAUGAAAGCAUUAGUGAAAAAAGAAUAUCACCAUGAAAGUUUCAGGAUUGACAGGAAGUGUUUGCCAGAUCACAAGGAGCCUGCAGGUACUUUUUGAUAUCAACCUUUCCAAGGGAGGGUGUUAGCUGCAUGGAGUGGCCUUUGAUGUCAGUCUCUGCUCACUUAAGCAAUGUAUGUGGUUCAAGUACAUAAAAAUUGGCAUAUUUAUCUUAACUGGGAGAUAUUAAGAUCUUUUUAUCAAUUGGACGAUGGUUUUGAAGUCAUUUUGUAGGCAGCUUUAGUCUUGAAAUUGUUCAAAAUUUUGUUUAAGUUUAUCAGAUAUAAUAUGAUUUGACAUUCCAAGAAUGUUUUGAUACAUUUUACCAGGUAAUGUGAGAAUAGUCUACUUAUAACAGCAUUAUGGCCUGUUUUAAGUGCUGUGAUGAUUUUAGAAUGAUUUGCACUCACUUGUUAUUAUUUGUCAAUGAGUGGUAAUAUAUAGCUUCAAAGUGAAAUAAUGAUAUGUCUUUUCAUAUCAUCCAGUGCACAAGUAUAUGUAUAUGGAGCACAAAAUCCUUGAAGGACGUUGUAAAAAGUUUGUUGUGCCUUUGUCUAGUGUCCAUUGUUACUGUUUUGUGUGAUGUGACUAUAACUUAUAAGGUGUUGCUCUGCUGUGACAUUUCAGUACAAAGUUACUGCAAAUACUGUUUCCUUAGUCCAAACUUACAUUGUAUUUUAGUCUUAACUUCACAUGAAUGUGACUAAAUGAUUGUGUUAGAUGAUUCAAUGACAGAGAACGUGUUAGAUUAGGAGAAUUUUCAUUGAUAGUCAAUAUGACUUUGAAUUUUAAAAAUUGACAGUAAUUUAAGUUUGAAACUAGCCCUUUCCCUUUUAUAUGUUUAUGGGCUUUGUGUCUCCACACUUCCAUACUUAGAUUUCAUGAAAUGGAAUAUGGACCAAUUUCUAAAAUAUGUGUAUGGGUCAACUAUCAAUUUGCUUGCUUGCUAAUAAGGCAAGUCCUGACCAAUGUAAUUGGCUGUCCUAGUGCAGUCUUUUGACAACGAGUUAUUAAAAUAUGUAAUUUUCCCUUCAAGAACAGAUGACAUCAUAUUCCGUACCAACUAUCUUUUUCUUCCUAUAGGCAGCUGCAUGUAGUAUGUUUAAAAGUUAAAUAUUUUUGCAACGAUAGCAACAAUGUACAUGUAUAUUUUUAUGUUUUAUAUUUAUCCUUUUGUCAUACUCAUAUCAGUUCUAAACUGUGAACAUUGAAAUCAUUUUUUGAUUAGUAAUAAUUUUUAAUGACUAACCAGUCUUAGAGGUAAGGUACUGUUACAGAAACUUCCUUGCUUGUUUACAUUGACAUAAAUCAUAAUAUGUUGAUUUGUUACUUUUAAAAGUAACAGUGCCAUGUACUUGUGUAUUCCCUGUCUGUCAGAAUUUCCAUGUGGAGACUUCAAGAGGUGCACAUUGUAAGUCUGUAAUACUUCUUUUCAUGAUCCAAAGAAAUUUGGGUGUAACAAAAAUAGUUUGUACUUAAAAAAAAGAAUCUAUUUAUGCUGUUACAUUAGGUAUUGUUUAUCUAUGCAUUAUUGUUAGAGAUACUUCUUAACACUUUACAUUACAUUUAAGUUUGACUGCUAGUGGACACAGUUACCACUGUAAGGUUGAUCCAUGCCAUAAUGUAAUGGUGCGUUAGAGUCAGAGGAUACUGUAUUACAAUGUCCUGUGUCCAAUUUGUGGAAAAGUCCAACUACCAUGUAGCAGUUAAUGAUACUGUGGUUGCAGUUGAUGUUUUAUGUUUUGAAGUGGACAAAAAUAUAUUAUCUUCCAAGAAA